Molecule: messenger RNA, 1128 nt
Organism: Aspergillus welwitschiae
Lineage: Eukaryota; Fungi; Ascomycota; Eurotiomycetes; Eurotiales; Aspergillaceae
Exons: 4
Coding region: 1-1128 (375 amino acids)
Source: RefSeq, a predicted model, not a curated record
AUGGAGCAGUUUAUCGACAUUGUCUACCAGUACUUCCCCAUAUUGGAUACCCUUCGCAACAUGGAUAGGCCCCAAGGAGCUGCUGCGAACAGUGAUAUUCCACCUUCAAAUUUGUCACCUGUCGAAAAUUUCCUUCGGAACAACCCCGAACUAUACCGAGGGCUGGAAAAGGCUGCACUAGCACCUCUUCGUGUAGAAGAGGAUCUUCGGCGUCGACUACAACGCCUGAAGCGGUCUGAGGAGUUAAUGGGCUUAGAGCUGGCUAGGAAGAAAUCAGAUAUUCGAUCACUCACACAGCAGAUACAGGCACUGAAUUUUCAGCCAAACAUUAUCUGUGAUGACGAUAUCGCACAGAAUAUGGGCCGUCUCCUUCAGCGACUUAGAAACUGGAUCAAUGUUCACUUUCGGAACCCAGAUAAUCUGGACAAAUUGGCUCAAGAUCUUGAGCACAAUGGAUCAACGUUUAUUCCUAAAGGCCCCCAUGAGAUUCGAGCGUUUAUCGCCUCUACAGUCAGUCAAACUCUGUUUGAGCGCAUAUUCAGUUCAUACCUACUAGGGAUACCCAAUGAAGAAUCGGGAAGAUUCGCGUCUAUUGCAGCGACAUUGCGGGAGAACUGCCCCGAGCAUGUUGAGCAUCGCUGGCGCACGGCAACAAGCAUAGCCGUAGAGAGACUUUCAGAUGAGCCAAGCGAUAUCAACACUGUGGUCGCUCAAGUCGAGAUGAAUUUUACGCAAUACUUCUCUGUUGAACCGCCCAUUGCGGGCAUGCGCUUGUGUCCCCUUGGCCGUUAUCAUUUCUUUCACAGUUCCCCCGGAACCAUCUUCAACCGAAACCAUAUGCGGCAAGCUAUACCUUUCCAGGAGCUUGCAGGUCGCGUCCAAUGCACGCUGUGGCCUGGCGUGUACAAAGAAUUGACGAGCGGGGCCCUGGUUGUAAUUCCAGAGACAGUCCUGGCUGAGAAAGACGCAGGACAUGAGAGCUCAACUGAUAUAGAGGUGCCAGAAACUCUAGUGCCAGAUUUACAGGAUGCGUUAGAUGAACUAUCGGACAGUGUGGAGAGGGUUGAUGAUGAUGUUUCCUCCAGGGACUUGGCCCUGGACGCUGAACUUGGAGGAGAUCCUGAGUGA